AUGAAGCGGAGAGCGUCAGACAGAGGAGCUGGGGAGACAUCUGCUCGGGCGAAGGCUCUCGGGAGCAGCAUUUCUGGGAAUAAUGCAAAGAGAGCCGGGCCUUUCAUCUUAGGUCCUCGAUUAGGUAACUCACCAGUGCCCAGCAUCGUUCAGUGUUUGGCAAGGAAAGAUGGGACAGAUGAUUUCUAUCAGCUAAAGAUUCUGACUCUUGAAGAAAGGGGAGAACAAGGGCUAGAGACCCAAGAGGAAAGGCAAGGCAAGAUGCUAUUACACACGGAGUAUUCUCUGCUUUCCCUUCUCCACACUCAGGAUGGAGUGGUUCACCACCACGGGCUCUUCCAGGACCGAGCUUGUGAAAUUGUUGAGGAUGUGGAAUCAACUCGGAUGGUCAAGAAAAUGAAGAAACGGAUCUGUCUAGUCUUGGACUGCCUUUGUGCACAUGACUUUAGUGACAAGACUGCAGAUCUGAUCAACCUCCAGCAUUAUGUCAUAAAGGAGAAGCGACUUAGUGAAAGAGAGACAGUAGUGAUAUUCUAUGAUGUGGUCCGAGUGGUUGAAGCAUUGCAUAAGAAAAAUAUUGUGCACAGAGACCUGAAACUUGGCAAUAUGGUGCUAAACAAAAGAACCCACAGGAUAACCAUCACCAACUUCUGUCUUGGAAAGCACCUUGUGAGUGAGGAUGAUUUGCUGAAGGAUCAGAGAGGAAGCCCUGCAUAUAUCAGCCCAGAUGUGCUCAGUGGUCGCCCUUACCGAGGGAAGCCUAGCGACAUGUGGGCCCUGGGAGUCGUGCUCUUCACCAUGUUGUACGGGCAGUUCCCCUUCUACGACAGCAUCCCACAGGAGCUCUUCCGAAAAAUCAAAGCUGCCGAGUACACGAUCCCAGAGGAUGGCCGUGUUUCUGAGAACACCGUGUGUCUCAUCCGGAAGCUGCUCGUCCUUGACCCCCAGCAGCGCCUGGCCGCUCCAGAGGUGCUGGAGUCUCUGAGUGUCAUCAUCGCCUCUUGGCAGUCCAUGUCUUCACUCAGUGGUCCUUUGCAAGUGGUUCCAGAUAUUGAUGACCAAGUGAACAGCUCUGACAGCUCCCAAGAGGCCAAGGUGACGGAGGAGUGUUCCCAGUAUGAGUUUGAGAACUACAUGCGGCAGCAGCUUCUCCUGGCUGAGGAGAAGAGCACCCUGCACGAGGCCAGAAACUUCCUGCAGAAGCGGCAGUUUGGGAGCGUGCCCCCCGUGCGGCGGCUGGGCCGGGAUGCCCAGCCCAUGAAUCCCCUGGAUGCCGCCAUCCUGGCGCAGCGCUACCUCCGGAAAUAGUGGCACUGCCCACCCUCCAGCAACAGCAAUAGCUCCCCCCGGCCCGAGCUCCCAGGGAGGCCACUUUCUCCAGAGCACACGUGCUGCUGGUGUCUUGAAUGAUGGAUCAGCUGUUUGUUUUUUAAUCCGAAAAGCCUAGACAACUAAUCUGCUUUUAAUCAUGACUUUUUAAUCUACCUCUGUCUUUUUAACCAACCAUGCUGUCUCUGGAUCGAGUGCCCCUGGAGAGAGCCCCAGGCCCCCUUCUCCUGGCAGGGCCACAGGCUCCGGGCGGCUGCUCCAGGGGGUCUGAAUAAGCUGAGCGCUGGGAGUUGGAGCGACUUCACUGUUUCCUAAAGCCUGUCUCUGCCUCCUUCCCGAGUCCCUGCCCUGCCCCAGCCUCCCAGAGCUCUUCUCACCCCGACUUCCACAAACUUCAAGAAACCUUUGCCUCAUCUUAAACCUGGUUCCAAAAGAUGAAUAUUUUUAUCAAAAGGAGCUAGUUUUUCUCCACCUUCUCUCUGGCUUAGCCUGGGGCCGCUCCAGGGGAGCCAGCAGCGCCCCUCACCGACCCCACUGCCUCACCCUUUGGUACUCCCAAAGAGAGGAUUUUCUUUUUUAAAAAAAGCUCUUUGCCCCUCACUCCGUUUGCUCCUUUUCCGUAGCUUCUCUGAGGCUCCUCACACUUGCAUUACUUCUGAUUUCCCAUCUCACUCAUUGUGGUACACAGAGAUCUAAUAUAUGACUUACAAUGUGAAAGACAUUCCUCAGAACAGCCACUCGGAGAUGUUGGCCAGACGAGGGGGGGCUCGUGUCUCUGCUGUAUGUUUCUCCAUGUAGCUAGUCUGGGGCCUGGCAGGGCAGAGGAGGCCCCUCGAGAACAGCCUAUGUCCUUUUUCAUUUUUGAGCCUAGUUGUGAACUGGAUGCCUGUCUUGCCAGAUAUACUGUUCUUACCCCAAAGCCUCCUCUCUCGUGACCCUCCUCAGCCUUACUGGGGAGAAGGCCCGAGCGCUCCCCCUCAUCCCCCGGGAGCCCCAGCUUUGGCACAGUUAAGGAGACGCCUUCAGGCUCCUGUUCGGGCCAGCCCUCAGCUUGGGCUCUGCUAUCCCCAGCCUAAGCUUGGGGGGUGUUCCUGCCCCCCCUCUUUUCCUGGGUCCCCCUCCCCCCAAGAGAGAAGACGGGCUCUUGCUUCAGAGUCCCGUUUCUACAGUGGUCAUCAGAGAGCUCCUCCGAGUGGCCCCCAAAGGCAGUGCAGAAAGAAGGAAAAGCUGAGGCUGCCCGUGUUUCUCUUCCCCUGACCCUGGUUCCCCCCAUGCUGACUCACUGUGAGUGACCUUGGGCAAGUUACCAAACCUUUGUGCCUCAGUUUCCCCAUCUGGAAAAAAUGGGGCCAACUCUUGCCAGCAAGUUACCGGGGCUGGGCUUCAUGGCCUGGGGAGGGGCAGCUGGCCCCGGUGACUUGGUUGUUUAGGGGAGAGCUCUGUGUCUGUUCCAUGUCCUGUGUUUUCUUCACCCGUGGGAGCCCUCCCAGCCCACACCAACAUCUCAGUGAUGUGUCAAGCACUUACCCUGGGCCCGUAGGGCUGCCAGCCCGGGGCACACACACGGGCGGGAGGGAGGAGUCUUAUUUUAUUUAUUUUUAAUGAAAAAAGCUCUCGAAGGAGUAGAAUUCCCAGCCUAGAAGCGGUGGCUGGGGCCGUCUUGGGGUGGGGCGUAUGGGGCGCCGGCCUCGUAGCAUGAGUGGGGCCCAGGAGCCGCCUCACCUCAGCCUGCGCCCCGGGGCAUCUCCCUGGGCGCCCUUCCUGGGAAAGUUUUUGUUUCUUGGUGAUUGGGUUUGGUUUUUUUCCUCCUUUUCAAAGCAAUAUUCUGGGGACUCUGCAGAGUUGUAUCCUAUUGAAUAUUCCUGGCCAUGGUUAAUCCACAGACAAUUACUGGUUUAUGUGAAAGCAGAGGAGGGAGAAAAGGCCCCUGGGGGCAGCCCCGCGGGGUAGGGCCAGCCGGGGGCCCAGGGCCCAGGAGCCGAGAUUGGAUCGGAGCUGCUUGUUUCAGCUGCAGGGGAAUGACAUGCUGAAGGGAAGAAGUCCUAUUGUAAAGAAACAAACAUUUAAAAGUCACAAAAAAAAAUUUGUAUAAAGACCUAUUUUUGUACUAUAUCAGAACUAUUCCUGCAUGUCUGCAAUAAAAUUUCCUAAUGUAGAA
Molecule: messenger RNA, 3487 nt
Organism: Gracilinanus agilis (Agile Gracile Mouse Opossum)
Lineage: Eukaryota; Metazoa; Chordata; Mammalia; Didelphimorphia; Didelphidae
Gene: STK40
Product: serine/threonine kinase 40
Exons: 10
Coding region: 1-1308 (435 amino acids)
Biological process (GO): protein phosphorylation
Molecular function (GO): ATP binding; protein kinase activity
Source: RefSeq, a predicted model, not a curated record